Molecule: messenger RNA, 134 nt
Organism: Racocetra fulgida
Lineage: Eukaryota; Fungi; Glomeromycota; Glomeromycetes; Diversisporales; Gigasporaceae
Source: the annotation of a GenBank genome assembly
CUAAAUGUAAUAAUUGUGAAAGUUUAUGUAAUGAAAAUCUUGCAAGACGCGAAGAACACUUAAAAGUUUGUGAAGAAAUAGAUCCAGAAAUUAAACAGAAAUAUUUUAGUUCCGGUUCUUCUAGUUAUCAACCC